This is a messenger RNA of Tupaia belangeri chinensis (Chinese tree shrew), 2464 nucleotides long. It is a transcript of the gene EPN3, whose product is annotated as epsin 3. Gene Ontology annotation, biological process: endocytosis. Gene Ontology annotation, cellular component: plasma membrane; clathrin vesicle coat; endosome. The coding region runs from base 611 to 2464 and encodes 617 amino acids. Lineage: Eukaryota; Metazoa; Chordata; Mammalia; Scandentia; Tupaiidae. The transcript has 11 exons. Gene Ontology annotation, molecular function: clathrin binding; phospholipid binding. The record is from RefSeq and is a predicted model, not a curated record.
ACUGCAGGAGAGGAAGGUCAGGCACCUCCCCAAGACUCUGAUCCCUGCUCCCCAGCUCCAGCCGAGGCGAGGCGUGCAGUGCACCCACCUCCAAGUAAAGUCCAGGCAGGGCCGCACACUGAGGGCCCCUCCCACUAAGGCUGGUGCCCUGGUCCCAGCCAGGCAGGGGCCAGAGCAGCCAAGCCCAGGAAGGGCUCCUCGGAGUCAGGAUGCCUGACUGGUUCUGCUGGUUCCAGCAACCGACAGGCAGGGAGGAGGGAGCCCUGGGCGGGCUCUGGUGCGCCAUUCUUCCCAUCUCCACUCUGCCACCCGCCAGCCUGCCUUGGGGAGGAGAGGACAGGUCUGAGUCACUAGCCAGGGGGAGGGCAGGAGUUAAAGGAGUUGUGGCCGUGGUAUCCCCACAGAAGCCUGCCACGGCUGGACAGAAAGACAGACAGCACCCGACAGAAGCUGGACAGCGCUUUCGGACAGCCCCAUGUGGAGCCGAAGGACGCAGCCGCCCUGCUGACAGCACGGCGGCCCACCCUUCGAGACCGUGACCUCGCGACAGUGGCCCUCGGCCCUCCACCUCCAGCGGGGGUGGGGGCUGCCCACUUCCAAGUCGCCAACCAUGACGACCUCUGCACUCCGGCGCCAAGUGAAGAACAUCGUGCACAACUACUCCGAGGCGGAGAUCAAGGUGCGCGAGGCCACCAGCAAUGACCCCUGGGGCCCACCCAGCUCGCUCAUGUCGGAAAUCGCCGACCUGACCUUCAACACGGUGGCCUUCGCCGAGGUCAUGGGCAUGCUGUGGCGGCGGCUCAACGACAGCGGCAAGAACUGGCGGCACGUGUACAAGGCGCUGACGCUGCUGGACUACCUGCUCAAGACCGGCUCCGAGCGGGUGGCCCACCAGUGUCGCGAGAACCUCUACACCAUCCAGACACUCAAGGACUUCCAGUACAUCGACCGCGACGGCAAGGACCAAGGUGUCAACGUGCGUGAGAAGGUCAAGCAGGUGAUGGCCCUGCUCAGGGACGAGGAGCGCCUGCGGCAGGAGCGGACCCACGCUCUCAAGACCAAGGAGCGCAUGGCGCUGGAGGGCAUGGGCAUCGGUAGUGGGCAGCUGAGCUUCAGCCGCCGCCAUGGCGAGGACUAUGGCCGCUCGCGAGGUUCCCCGUCCUCCUACAACUCCUCCUCCUCAUCCCCCCGCUACACCUCCGACCUGGAACAGGCCCGGCCGCAGACAUCAGGGGAAGAGGAGCUGCAGCUCCAGCUGGCCCUGGCCAUGAGCCGUGAGGAGGCUGAAAAGCCGGUCCCCCCAGCCUCCCACAGGGACGAGGACCUGCAGCUGCAGCUGGCUCUGCGCCUGAGCCGGCAGGAACACGAGAAGGAGGUGAGGUCCUGGCAGGGAGAUGACUCCCCAGUAGCCAAUGGCGCAGGGGGUGCCGUCCACCAUCGGCAGGACAGAGAGCCCGAGAAAGAAGAGAGAAAGGAAGAGACGUUGAAAACCAGCCAGUCCUCCAUCCUGGACUUGGCUGACAUCUUCGUACCUGCCCCGGCCCCGCCCUCCACACACUGCUCUGCUGACCCAUGGGACAUCCCAGGUCUCAGGCCGAACACAGAGCCCAGUGGCGCCUCCUGGGGGCCUUCGGCAGACCCCUGGUCUCCAGCCCCGUCAGGAAACAUCCUGUCCCGAAGCCAGCCUUGGGACUUGCCUCCCUCACUCUCCUCCUCUGAGCCCUGGGGCAGGACCCCAGUGCUGCCUGCAGGACCCCCGGCCAUAGACCCCUGGGCACUGAGCUCUCCCCACCACAAACUCCCCAGCACUGGGACUGACCCUUGGGGGACCUCCAUGGAGACCUCUGACACACCUGCUCUAGGUGGUACCUCGACCUUUGACCCGUUUGCCAAACCUCCAGAAUCCACAGAGACCAAGGAAGGGCUGGAGUGUGCCCAGGCCGUGCCCUCUGGGAAGCCCAGCAGUCCUGUGGAGCUGGACCUGUUUGGAGAACCCAGCCCCAGUUACAAGCAAAACGGCACGAAGGAGCCCGACGCCUUUGACCUGGGUGUCCUAGGGGGAGCGCUGACCCAGCCCAGCAAGGAGGCCCGAGCAUGCCGGACCCCUGAGUCCUUCCUGGGACCCUCAGCCUCUUCCUUGGUUAACCUUGACUCACUGGUCAAGGCGCCUCAGGCUGCAAAGACACGGAACCCUUUCCUGACAGGUCUCAGUGCUCCGUCCCCCACCAACCCCUUCGGUGUGGGCGAGCAGGGCAGGCCGAGCCUGAACCAGAUGCGCGCCGGCUCGCCAGCUCUGGGCCUGGCGGCGGGCGGACCCAUCGGGAUGCCCCUGGGCUCCAUGACCUACAGCGCCUCCCUGCCCCUCCCGCUCAGCAGCGUGCCGCCGGUCUCAGCCCCUCACCUCCGUGCUCUGCCGGACUGGCACCUUGGCUUCCAGUGCUCCAGGCUCUCUUGCAUUCGGUGA